Messenger RNA from Gossypium raimondii (Peruvian cotton), 4973 nucleotides. RefSeq lists its product as hypothetical. Gene Ontology annotation, biological process: nuclear-transcribed mRNA catabolic process, nonsense-mediated decay. The record is from RefSeq and is a predicted model, not a curated record. The coding region runs from base 151 to 3834 and encodes 1227 amino acids. The transcript is spliced from 6 exons. NCBI's taxonomy places the organism in Eukaryota, Viridiplantae, Streptophyta, Magnoliopsida, Malvales, Malvaceae.
AAAAGGAAGAAAAAAGCCUGAAAGUUUCUCUUGCCCCUAGACCAAAGCCUUCGGUUCUACUUUGUAAAUUCCUUUUCAAUGGAUGUCCGGCAAAUCUAAAAUCCACAUAGCAACCCGUUUUUUCUAUUCCCUUUUUUUGUUCUCUCAAUAAUGGACUCUCCUAACCCGCCUUCAAUGCGGGUUUUGACCCGCCCACCUCCGUCACCUGUACCCACUUCUUCUCCUUCGUCUUCUUCUUCGAAUCCCCCGCCUCCAACGCCGUCAUUUCCCCGUUCUCUCGACGGCGUCGUGGUGGUGGGCUUCGUAUCUCGGAGACCCGACGACUCUUCCCAGCUCAUUAACCGGGUUGUAGACUCCAACGUGUUCGGGUCAGGUCAGAUGGACCGGGUUUUGUCUAUCGACAAGGAUGAACUUAAGGAUUGGUUUAAGUAUAGGAGAAUUAGUUACUUUCAUGAGGAAGAUAAAGGGAUUUUGUUCUUACAGUUUUCUUCAAAUGGGUGCCCGGUUUUUGAUGGGUCAUUGAGUUCCGGGUCGGAUUUUGAUGGGGUUUUGGAGGAACGGGAGUUCGGGGAUCUUCAAGGCUUGCUUUUUAUGUUCUCUGUCUGCCAUAUAAUCAUAUAUAUUCAGGAGGGAUCUUGCUUUGAUACUCAAAAUUUGAAAAAAUUUCGGGUGUUGCAAGCUGCUAAGCAUGCAUUAAUCCCAUAUGUGAAAUCUCAAACAACACCACCAUUGCCGUCAAGGCCUCAUUCUUCUUCGUCUUCUCGCCCUUUGACAACAGCAACUGCUGCCAACACUUCUCCAGGUAGAAGUGGUGGCAUGUUGGGACGAAAUGCUUCAGCUAUCUCUGUCAUGUUAGGUUUAGGUUCCCAUACUUCUUUGUUUCCAGGUCAGUGUACUCCAGUGAUGCUAUUUGUUUUUGUUGAUGACUUCUCUGAUGUACCAAAUUCUAGUGCUAAUAGUAGUGAAGAGUCAGUAAAGGCACCCUCACUUAAUCAUGCUUCUAGUUCAAGCAGUUUAGCAAAGCCAGCCUUGCCUAUGAAAGGUUCUGCUUCUGUAGUAAUGUUAGCACGUCCUGCAAGUAAAUCGGAAGGUGGAUUUCGGAAGAAACUGCAGUCAUCCCUUGAGGCACAGAUCCGCUUUUUAAUUAAGAAAUGUCGAACACUCUCAGGUUCAGAAGGCAGCCAUGGUGGGUCAAGAAGUGGGAGUGUUUCAAAUUCAGCUCCUCUAUUUUCUCUUGAUGCAUCUAGGGCUGUUGUACUUCUUGACAAGUCAACAUGUAAGAGAAGGGAAUCUCUGGAGUUCGCCAUUGGUCUUGUGGAAGAUGUUUUGAAUGGAAAAGCAACGUCAGAUUCGUUUUUGCUCGAAACUCAUAGUCAGAGUUCAAACAAAGAGGAUCUAUCAUCUUUGAAGGAAUUUAUCUACAGGCAGUCAGAUAUUUUGAGGGGAAGAGGGGGACUGGUUGCUAACACCAACAGUGGCCCUGCUGCUGGUGUUGGUAUGGUGGCUGUUGCUGCCGCUGCCGCCGCUGCCUCAACUGCCUCAGCCGCCUCUGCGAAGACUUUGACCACCCCUGAACUCCCAACUUUAGAUAUAUGGCUGUCUUCUAGUCAGCUUAUUCUACAUGGGCUGCUCUCUGCAAAGCGUAGGUGUAUAGAUGAAACUGAAAUUGGUAAAAGAAAACCUCGUCGAGGUACCAUUGCUGGGCAGAGUGAAGGGCUUGCUUCUAGAAGCAGUGAAUCUCUAGAUAUUGCAGUAUCAUGGUUGGAAAGUGGUAAAGGGCUUAACACAAAGUUCUCUAGUUUGUGGUGUGAAAGGGCCCUUCCAGCUGCAAAAGAUAUUUAUUUGAAAGACUUGCCUGCUUGUUAUCCCACAUCACAGCAUGAAGCUCAUUUACAGAAGGCUUUGCAUGCUUUUCACUCGAUGGUCAGGGGACCUGCAGUGGAACUUUUUGCAAAGAAGCUGGAGGAAGAAUGCACGUCAAUGUGGGAAUCUGGAAGGCAACUUUGUGAUGCUGUUAGUUUGACUGGAAAACCAUGUUUGCACCAAAGACAUGAUCUUCAGACCGAUGAGUUGCCUUCAGGAACUUUGACGAAGCGUCAUUCAAGUGGAUAUGUCUUUCUUCAUGCUUGUGCUUGUGGUCGAACACGGCGAUUGCGGUCUGAUCCUUUUGAUUUUGAAUCGGCAAACAUUACCUCCAAUUGCUUUCCUGAUUGUGAUAAGCUUCUGUUAGCGCUCCAGCUACCAGAAGUAAGCAGCAAAGGACCAAUUCAGUCAUAUUCUUGGAGUUUGAUUCGUAUUGGCAGUUCAAGGUACUAUGAACCUUCUAAAGGCUUACUUCAGAGUGGGUUCAGUGCCACUGAGAAGUUCCUUUUAAAGUGGAAAAUACUUUUAGAGAAACAGAAAACCCCAAAUGGCUUAUCAACAAGAACUAUGCAACUAGGUUCUGUGGGUAGGUCAAGCAGCGAUUCUAAGCCUGAGUUCAAUGCUGAUGCUCAGUUAAAGAAGGCUAGUUCCACAGAGUUCUGUUCUGGAGAAAUCGAGACUGCUGUUGAAAAUCCAAGAAAACCCUUGGAAAUCAGCAAGUUCAAUGGUAACAAGAUCAGUUUUGGUAGAGGCCUUCCCAAUUUCACAAUGAAAAAACCUUUUUCAGAAGUUGUUGCUGGAUCAGCAGCUACAGAUUCAGGAUUCCCUCCUCUUCAGCAGAGGAAACAACCUUUAUCGGGGUCAGAAAAAGGAAUAAAGAAAAAUAAGGCAAGUGCACUGAGUUUGGAAGGGGCUCAUGCAACUGUUGCUCAAGGAUCUCAAAAACCUGUAAAGAUGUCUGUUAUGCAAAACAUGAAUCAAGUAAGUUCUGAUGGUAGCACAGCUGCAGAUAGUGACCCUUUUCUACGAAUAGGCAGUAAUUUUGUUCCUGUGAAUGUGAGCAAUGAUGAGAAGGCAAAACCAAACUCAGACACGAAGUAUGUGAUGGCAUAUGUUGGUUUUGAGCACGAAUGCCCACAUGGCCAUCGUUUCUUAUUGAACCCAGAGCAUCUCAAUCAACUUGGGCCUUCAUAUUCAUUGUUUGAAGAAUCUCAUACCGCUUGUUCGGUGGAAGCUUCAGACCAUACAUUGGCAGAUUCUUCAAAGUUGAGGAAGAAUGGUGGGCAGGGUAAAGUUAAUCUGAAUACAAAUGGUGUUAUUGCUGCUGCUACUCCUGUAAACAAGGUGAAAAACAAGGAUGAGGCAAAAAAGGUGGUAGCAAAUAGUAAUGUCUUUAAAGAUGGGCUGACACAGCUUUCUAUGCCUGAGGACCAUAAUAAGACACCUGUGAAUGCAGCAGGUGUGCCUGUCGCUGGAAAAGACCUUGAAAAAGGCUUCCAUGCUGUUAGCCUUGAUGAUAGUGGAUCCGCUUUCUCCAUGUUGAAUAGAGAUUUACCAAUAUACCUGAAGUGUCCGCACUGCAGGUCUUCCAGGAACAAAAAGGAACCACCUAAGGUUAAGUUUGCUGGCACAAUAUCACAGCUUCAGAGAAUUUUUGUGGUCACACCUCCCUUUCCUGUUGUUCUGGCAACUUGUCCAGUUAUACAAUUUAAGGCAUCUUGCUUGCCCGCAACGGUUCCAGACCGUGAGCAAAAGUUGCAGUUCAGCCUUGGAUGUAAAGUGCUCUUACCACCCGAGAGUUUUCUAAUACUGAGACUGCCAUUUAUGUAUGGUGUAGAACUGGAUGAUAAAAGUGUGCAUUCUCUGAAUCCCUUUGAAGAUAAACCCGAAGUUACUGGUUGGGUUGUUAUGGGCACAACAUUGCAACUUAUGUCCAAAGGAAGUGGUCUCAAUGAGGGAUUUUAUAAAUAGUCGGAAGUCAGAAUCUAGAAUGUCUAAAAUGGAGAUUUACGAACCAAUGAUGAGUCUGCCGAGGCGGAGUUGUAUGACCACCUGCAUCUAGACUCAGGUGAGGUUCAGGCAUUCAGAAAGAUUCUGGCUAAACUGUUAUUUUUUAACCUUUAAUUUACGAUUUGUUUUUGAAGUUUCCUAAAGAAAGAUUUCUGUUUUCUUUAUUUUUGAGCUAAUUUUUCUAAAGCAGCUGACUACAUGAGUUAGAAAGCACGUCAACAAAAAUGCGAUGCUGCAACUACUUUUCCUUUUGAAGAUGGUGCUGUCAAGUUAGAGCUUUAACAGCCCGAAAGUUGUUCUCUUAUAGCCGGUUGAUGUUUUGGUUUUGAGUUUGGCUCCACCUAAUGAGAGUUUUAAUAGGUUUUAACAUCCGUAAGUUAGUACUAGAGACUAAGAUUGGAGCUUAAUAUGUAGAAUGCGGAUAUCUCCUCUAGAACGAUCUCAAUUAAGUGUAUGAAAUUUAUUUUCGCAUAUGUAUUUGCAGGGCAACAAUAUUCAUGCAUUUGGUAAUUGGUGAAGUUGAUAAGAAGGCAAGAGUAAAUUGCAAAUGUUUAGUCAUUCUCAGGUGGCUGGUGCUCUCAAGUGGAGCUUCCCGGUGAUCGCUUGGUGGUUGGAUUGGUCUUUGGCCUUCAAGCAUGCUGUGUUGAUUUCUCGUUUUUUCGUUUCGUUUUUUGAGCUCAAAGAAUAGACCUCGGAACAAUGGAACAGCUUCAAAAAAUCCAGUUGCAGGCACCUGUUUUUGAUGCUUGCGGAAACUAGAAAUGUCAUGGUGGAGGAGUUUCAUUGUUGUAGACAAGGUGUUUGUCAUUUUGCCUGAAAUAAAAAGAAAAGAUAGAAGCUUGUGUUAAACCCCUGUUCAUUUAUUCCACCCCCAAAACACAAGGUCUAAAUAGGGGUAUUCAGAAACAAAAAUGUGCAAACAGGCAGAAUGAUGCACAUCCCUAAGCCCUACUGAAAAUAUUAGAAAAAUGGGUCCAAUUAGAUUAGAUUUUUUAAUUUUUCAUAUAAAUGGAAUUUUUAUUAUCUUAUUUUGACAAGAUAGAUUUUAUGUUAUUACUUUUGAACAUUAUUUAGUGAAGUUUUAAAUUUCUUUCCAUAAA